CCUUUAAUUGAAUUGAUGAUUUCCGCUGCUGUUCCGUUGAUAUAGGAUUUUCAUAUCUCAUAUGUUUGGAUACAAAGGAGACUGAUCCCACUGCAUGGAGGACCCUUAGAUUUCUCAGAAUCACGGGGUGGGAUUUCUGGCUUGGUGUUUGGGUUUUUCAUUUUGCUAUUCCUGGGGUUUUCGCUGUUCGCACUAGUUAUUUCAUCUUCUUCUCUUCACACUUCACAAAACUAAUCAACAAAAACAAUCUUCUCCUCACAAACCUAAGAAUCAACAAUGACGAUUCUUUUCACUCUAGUACUUUUCUCUCUUAUUCUCAGUCUCACUUUUGCCAUCCAAAAGGUGUAUUUAUUUUGUUCAAAACUCAUUCUGGGUUGUCUUCCACAAUGUAUCCGAUUCUCUCUGAAUUGAAUUCUCUGUUUUUCUUGUUUUCCAGCCUUAUGUAGUGUACUUGGGAGAACACACACAUGGGCCAGAGCCAACCUCACUUGAACUCAAUCAAGUUACAACUUCCCAUUACAAGAUUCUGAGCUUUGUCGUCGGAAGUGCUGAGAUUGCUAGGGACAAGAUUUUUUACUCAUAUACUCAUUCCAUCAAUGGUUUUGUCGCGGUCCUGGAUGAGGAGGAAGCUGUGCAGUUAGCAAAACGUUUGGAUGUGAUUUCUGUUUUCCCAAACAAGCCGAGGAAACUGCACACAACUCAUUCAUGGGAAUUUUUGAGAUUGAAAAGAGACGGGAUUAUUCCUUCGGAAGCAAUCUGGAAGAAGGCAAGGUUUGGGAAAGACACCAUCAUUGGAAACCUUGAUACCGUCCACUGCUUUGGGCGGCAUGUGUGUAUGAAUCUGACAGUCAUAGGAUCAAUGGCAAAUAGCUUUUGACCAUCCAAUGCUGCUUUCACUAUCAAGUCACCUACUGGAGUCUCGAUAUCGGUUAAACCGGAGACAUUGAUAUUCAAAAAAAUGGGUGAAGAGAAGAAAUUCGUAGUCACAUUCCACCCUAUGAGUAAAGUAGAGUCUAGAGAUUUUGUAUUUGGACAGUUGGUUUGGUCUGACUCCGACGGGAAACAUAAAGUUAUGAGUCCUAUAGUUAUAAGGCACAAGUAGAGGUAAGACAUAUUGAUAGGGCUCGAAACUUUCAUGAUCUAUGUAAGGAUUUGAGCUUUUAAUUUUCUUAAUAAAAGUGUUAGACUUGU
Molecule: messenger RNA, 1191 nt
Organism: Rubroshorea leprosula
Lineage: Eukaryota; Viridiplantae; Streptophyta; Magnoliopsida; Malvales; Dipterocarpaceae
Source: the annotation of a GenBank genome assembly